Messenger RNA from Arvicola amphibius (Eurasian water vole), 1629 nucleotides. RefSeq names its product intestinal-type alkaline phosphatase. Lineage: Eukaryota; Metazoa; Chordata; Mammalia; Rodentia; Cricetidae. Gene Ontology annotation, cellular component: plasma membrane. The record is from RefSeq and is a predicted model, not a curated record. Gene Ontology annotation, molecular function: alkaline phosphatase activity. The transcript is spliced from 11 exons. Bases 1 to 1629 code for a protein of 542 amino acids. Gene Ontology annotation, biological process: dephosphorylation.
AUGCAGGGAGCCUGGCUGCUGCUGCUGCUGCUGCUGGGCCUCGGGUUGCAGCUGUCACUGAGUGUCAUCCCAGUGGAGGAGGAGAACCCAGCCUUCUGGAACCAAAAGGCAGCCGAAGCUCUGAGUGCUGCCAAGAAGCUGCAGCCCAUUCAGACAUCAGCCAAGAACCUCAUCAUCUUCCUGGGGAACGGGAUGGGGGUACCCACAGUGACAGCCACCAGGAUCUUAAAGGGACAGUUGGAAGGCCAUCUAGGACCUGAGACACCCCUAGCCAUGGACAGCUUCCCAUACAUGGCUCUGUCCAAGACCUACAGUGUGAACAGACAGGUCCCCGACAGUGCCAGCACAGCCACAGCCUACCUGUGCGGGGUCAAGACCAACUACAAGACCAUUGGUGUGAGCCCGGCCGCACGGUUUGACGAGUGCAACACCACUUUCGGCAAUGAGGUCAUCUCGGUGCCAAACAAGCAGGUGGGAAAGGCCGUAGGACUGGUGACCACCACAAGGGUGCAGCACGCCUCUCCAGCCGGCACGUACGUUCACACGAUGAACCGGAACUGGUACGGGGACGCUGAUAUGCCCGCCUCGGCCCUGCAGGAGGGCUGCAAGGACAUUGCUACACAACUUGUCUCCAACAUGGACAUCAAUGUGAUCCUCGGUGGGGGCCGAAAAUACAUGUUUCCUGAAGGAACCCCAGACCCUGAGUAUCCGAAUGAUGUUAACCAGACCGGAACCAGACUUGAUGGCCGGAACCUGGUGGAGGAAUGGCUGUCAAAGCACCAGGGAUCCCAGUAUGUUUGGAACCGUGAAGAACUCAUUCAGAAGUCCCUCGAUCCAUCAGUGACUUACCUCAUGGGCCUCUUUAAGCCUGUAGACACAAAAUUCGACAUUCAACGAGACCCCUUGAUGGAUCCAUCUCUGAAGGAAAUGACAGAGGCAGCCCUGAGAGUGCUAAGCAGGAACCCCAACGGCUUCUACCUCUUUGUGGAGGGUGGCGGAAUCGACUGUGGUCACCAUCUGGGCACAGCGUAUCUGGCUCUGACUGAGGCUGUCAUGUUCGACACAGCCAUCGAGAAGGCCAGCCAGCUUACCAGUGAGAAAGACACAUUGACCAUAGUUACCGCUGACCACUCCCACGUCUUCUCCUUUGGUGGCUACACACUUCGGGGGACCUCCAUCUUCGGGCUGGCCCCGCUCAAAGCUCUGGACGGAAAGUCCUACACCUCCAUCCUGUAUGGCAACGGCCCGGGCUACGUUGGUACAGGGGAAAGACCCAACGUCACCGCUGCUGAAAGCGGUGACCCCUCAUACCAGCAGCAGGCGGCUGUGCCGGUGAAGUCGGAGACCCACGGCGGGGAGGAUGUGGCGAUAUUCGCGCGUGGCCCGCAGGCACACCUGCUGCACGGAGUGCAGGAGCAGAGUUACAUCGCGCAUGUCAUGGCCUUUGCAGGCUGCCUGGAGCCCUACACCGACUGCGGCCUGGCGCCCCCUGAAGACGAGAGCAGUGAAACCGCCCCGAGCCAGACCACCACGACAACCCGCCAGACCACCACCACCAUCCCUGUAAGGGACAGCGCUGGUAGCCUAGGCCCAGCCACCACCCCGCUGGCCCUGUCGCUGCUGGCCUGA